This is a messenger RNA of Chaetomium fimeti, 2720 nucleotides long. Its product is annotated as Sec34-like family-domain-containing protein. Gene Ontology annotation, biological process: Golgi organization; cytoplasm to vacuole targeting by the Cvt pathway; intracellular protein transport. Gene Ontology annotation, cellular component: membrane; cis-Golgi network; COG complex. The transcript has 5 exons. The record is from RefSeq and is a predicted model, not a curated record. Lineage: Eukaryota; Fungi; Ascomycota; Sordariomycetes; Sordariales; Chaetomiaceae. The coding region runs from base 100 to 2523 and encodes 807 amino acids.
CUCCUGUUCAAUGGCCCGGACCUUGCGACUCUCCCACGGCUACGGCUGUAGAUUGCAGAUUGGGAGUGUUGUUUGUCCAGUCCGCCAGACGCCCUGAAAAUGUACGAAGACUCCUGGUACAGCUUUGUACCGGAAUUUCAACAGCGCCAACCAGCUUCAGGAACUCAGAGUACUGGCCAUCGACGCAAGCAAUCGCUGUUGCAGCGGCCGAAUGACACCACAGGCGAUGCCGACACAACAGAACCCCUACCUGCCCUCUUCGAAGACCGGGAAGAUGCCAAUUCACCACCAGAGCCGACCUUGUCCCGAAGGGCCAAAUCCUACUCGGAUUUCUACGAUAUUGUGAAGGCCCAGCUAUCCAGCCAUGCGCCUAAGAAGAGGCGGAAGAAGAGGCGGGACGGCCACAGCUGGGAGGCAUUAGCCGUUCCAGAAUCUGCGACAGCGGGACUGCCAGAGGAAGAGGAGGGACACGACGAUGCGCUAGGAAAGGAGCUGCUGCGGGCAAGCCAGCAGGAAUACUUGCUCUACCAUGACGAACUCGCCAUGACAGAGCGCCACCUCGGCACCCUCAUCGCGGACGCAGACACGGCGCUAAAGGUCCUCGAGUCACUCUGCCAGUCGUUCCGCGCCGUCGACGACCAGACGAGCUCUUUCCAGGCCCAAUGUGACGGCCUCCUGACAGAAAAGAAACGUCUCGAAACGCUAGCUGAGGACGUCGGCACAGACCUUCAGUACUACACCUACAUCGACUUGGCUACCCGCCGCCUCAAUGCGCCCGGAGCAGGACGGCUAGUUGAGGGGGGCAGUUUCGCCGAGAUUCUGUCUACCCUGGACUCUUGCGUAGAGUUUAUGACGAGGAAUAAUUCAUACCGGGACGCCGAGUCUUAUCUCGCGCGGUACCAAGCUUUGCUAACAAAGGCGCUGCACUUGCUCGAGGUGGCCUUCGUUAAUCAUCUAAACAAGGUAUCAGCCGAGAUAUCCAAGCAAGUCGCGGCAACCCAGUCUGAGUCGGCCCGCCACGCUCUUGCGUACGGCCGUUUCGAGGAGAUGGUGCUCGAGUCGUACUCGCUGGUCCCGAACGUCCAAGCUGUGGUUCAGAGCGCCUACGAGCAGGACGGUCAGCCAUCGUCAGCCCUCAACGCCGACAUCUACGCCAAUACCGCGAACAACUUGUUUCACUCUUACUGGGCCGCCAGGGAGCGGGAUCUGAAACCCAUCGUUCAGCAUGAUCUUGAUGUCUUCCGGGCAGAAGCAAAAGAGUCAAUAGACACAGCAUCGAGGAACUUCGUGAAGCAGUGUUUCGAGCGCUCCGAUUCCGAAGCCGCACUAUUCCGAAGCAUAUUUUCGAUAGACGCGCACUACUCGACAGACGCGCAGUCUGCGUUCGCGGUCCUGAAAUCUCAACGCACCGUGCUAACCGGGGCCAAUAUCACACCCAUCUCCACAAAUCUGCAGUCGGUCCUUCAGUCUAGCGACUUGCAAACAGUCUGCAACCUCGUCGGAUGGAUCACCAACGAAUAUCUGCUUCCCGAGUACGACGAAGAUGAGACGCCAUUUGUGGGACGCUGCCGGGAGCUGGCAGCCCGGCUGCUCGCCGAACACCUCUGGGCCUUCACCGAUGCCUUCUUUGAAGCUGAAAUCGUCAAGUCAAUAUCUAGAGCCGUUGUCCCGCCGGAAGCCCUCAAGAUCGGGCUAGUUAGUAACGGCGACAUGGCAUCCAACGCCUUCCCUCCCAUCAAGCGCGCCUUGGAGCUCCUCGUCAUGUUUGACCAAUCAAUGCCGAAAGAGCGAUGUCAACGCGACAGCCCGGUAAUCUUCAAGAUCAUCAAAGAAUCCAUCGCCUCCCUGCAGCGCGCCGAGGGCCGCCUCAAAUCCAACCCCCCCAAACCCGCCGCCGGUGCCGGUGCCGCCGCCACGGACCCGGACCUCUUCAUGAUCAAGAACCUGCUCAUCCUCAAGAACGAGCUCGUCACCCUCGAGAUCGGCGACGUCCGCAGCGGCGGCGGCGGCCAGGCCUUCACCCAGAUCUGGGACACCCUCCGCCCGCAGAACCUGCUCGGCGGCCUGCUCAGCAGCUUCGGCACCCUCAGCACCUACAUCCCCGGCUCGUCGCUCUGGUCGUCGUCGCGGAGUGGGACGAGCACCCCUGUCGCGGGGACGCCUGCUAUCGGUGCGACGCCGAGGAUGGGGGGUGCCGCCGCCGGGGCGGCGCCGGUCGAUGAUGCGAGCGAGCAGCUGGAUGGGUUGCUCCGGCAGAGUAUUGUUGGGUUCACGAGGCGGUGGGCGGGGGUGUUGAACGAGGCGCGCGGGGUUGGGGUUGGAGUUGGGGCCGGGGCGGCGGGUGGGAGUAAGCUGGGCGGGAAGAAUGUGGGCAAGCUGGAGAGGGAGCUGGAUGAGAUGCUGGAGCGGGCGUUUGGUGGCCAGCCUGAGGUCGUGGGCAAGCUGAAGGAGGCUAUCCAGAUUGAGGCGCACGCGCAGGUGCAGGCCGCGGGGGAGAAGAGGAGCUAUGUGACGCGGGUGUAGGGGAGGUAUGGGGGUCGGGAGGUCGGGUUGUGGGCAUUUGUUGGUCGCCUCUGAGGCGGUUCAUGUCCUAGCUCGCAGACGAGAGUCGAAACGUAGUGUCUUGUUGAUCUGGGUUAGUAUCGUCAAGGCCACAGUAACAUAUUUGGGAGGAGAAUUCUUCAAGUCGGCCUCCCAAGAAUAAAGCAGGUCAACUUUGA